Pterocles gutturalis (yellow-throated sandgrouse) is the source of this 3504-nucleotide messenger RNA. It is a transcript of the gene SMARCA1, whose product is annotated as SWI/SNF related, matrix associated, actin dependent regulator of chromatin, subfamily a, member 1. NCBI's taxonomy places the organism in Eukaryota, Metazoa, Chordata, Aves, Pterocliformes, Pteroclidae. The annotation marks the transcript as partial. Gene Ontology annotation, biological process: nucleosome organization; regulation of transcription by RNA polymerase II. Gene Ontology annotation, molecular function: ATP binding; ATP-dependent chromatin remodeler activity; DNA binding. The transcript is spliced from 23 exons. Gene Ontology annotation, cellular component: chromatin; nucleus. The record is from RefSeq and is a predicted model, not a curated record.
AAAAAUGAUCCCCCGUUUCAACUCAAGCUUCCUCCAAAGGCAGCUAGACCUGAAAAAGAAGUUGACCCGGAAUAUGAAGAAAAGAUGAAAGCAGAUCGAGCAAAAAGGUUUGAAUUCCUCCUGAAGCAGACGGAACUUUUUGCACAUUUUAUUCAGCCUGCAGCACAAAAAUCACCAACAUCGCCAUUGAAAGUCAAGCUGGGACGGCCACGGAUGAAGAAAGAUGAAAAACAGAGUUUAAUUUCAGCUGGGGAUUAUCGUCACAGGCGCACAGAACAAGAAGAAGAUGAGGAGCUGUUGUCAGAGAGUCGAAAAACAUCUAAUGUGUGUAUUCGAUUUGAAGAAUCUCCUUCAUAUGUGAAAGGAGGAACACUAAGGGAUUAUCAGGUUAGAGGUUUGAACUGGAUGAUCUCAUUGUAUGAAAAUGGUGUUAAUGGCAUUCUGGCAGAUGAAAUGGGUCUCGGUAAGACUCUGCAAACAAUAGCGUUAUUAGGCUAUCUGAAGCAUUACCGAAACAUUCCUGGGCCACACAUGGUCCUGGUUCCAAAAUCAACGUUGCACAAUUGGAUGAAUGAAUUCAAACGCUGGGUUCCAUCGUUACGGGCCGUUUGCCUUAUUGGAGAUAAAGAUGCCAGAGCUGCGUUUAUCCGUGAUGUUAUGAUGCCUGGUGAAUGGGAUGUUUGUGUUACAUCAUAUGAAAUGGUAAUUAAAGAGAAAUCAGUCUUCAAGAAAUUUAACUGGAGAUACCUGGUAAUUGAUGAAGCCCACAGAAUAAAGAAUGAGAAGUCUAAGCUGUCAGAGAUUGUACGUGAGUUCAAGACAACAAAUCGAUUGCUGCUUACAGGAACUCCAUUACAGAAUAACCUCCAUGAGCUGUGGGCAUUACUGAAUUUUCUUUUACCUGAUGUCUUCAAUUCUGCAGAUGAUUUUGACUCAUGGUUUGACACUAAAAAUUGUCUUGGUGAUCAGAAACUUGUAGAAAGACUUCAUGCUGUUUUGAAACCAUUUUUAUUACGUCGCAUAAAAGCUGAAGUAGAAAAGAGUUUGCCUCCAAAGAAAGAAGUAAAAAUUUAUCUUGGGCUCAGCAAAAUGCAGCGGGAAUGGUAUACUAGGAUCCUGAUGAAAGAUAUUGAUAUCCUGAAUUCAGCUGGAAAAAUGGAUAAGAUGCGUCUGCUGAAUAUUUUGAUGCAGCUGCGGAAAUGCUGUAACCAUCCUUACCUAUUUGAUGGUGCUGAGCCAGGCCCCCCUUAUACCACCGACACACAUCUCAUCACUAACAGUGGUAAAAUGUUAGUUCUGGAUAAACUGCUAGCAAAACUCAGAGAGCAAGGUUCCAGAGUUCUGCUGUUUAGUCAGAUGACUCGCUUACUGGAUAUUUUAGAAGACUAUUGCAUGUGGCGUGGAUACGAGUACUGUCGACUUGAUGGACAGACACCACAUGAAGAAAGAGAGGAAGCAAUAGACACAUUUAAUGCUCCCAACAGCAGUAAAUUCAUUUUCAUGCUGAGUACCAGAGCUGGAGGUCUUGGAAUUAAUUUGGCAACUGCUGAUGUGGUUAUUCUCUAUGAUUCAGAUUGGAAUCCUCAAGUAGAUCUGCAAGCCAUGGAUCGUGCGCAUCGUAUUGGUCAAAAGAAACCAGUACGGGUGUUUCGACUAAUCACUGAUAAUACUGUUGAAGAGAGGAUUGUAGAAAGAGCUGAAAUAAAACUGAGACUGGACUCUAUAGUUAUACAACAAGGAAGGCUCAUAGACCAACAGUCUAACAAACUGGCAAAAGAUGAAAUGCUGCAGAUGAUCCGCCAUGGAGCCACGCAUGUUUUUGCUUCCAAAGAUAGUGAGCUGACAGAAGAAGAUAUAACCACUAUUUUAGAAAGAGGUGAAAAGAAGACAGCUGAAAUGAAUGAACGAUUGCAGAAAAUGGGGGAGAGCUCCUUACGAAAUUUCACUAUGGACACAGAGAUGAGCUUAUACAACUUUGAAGGUGAAGAUUAUAGAGAAAAACAAAAGCUGAGCAUGAUGGAAUGGAUAGAGCCUCCAAAACGAGAACGCAAAGCUAAUUACGCAGUUGAUGCUUAUUUCAGAGAAGCCCUGCGUGUUAGUGAACCAAAAGUCCCAAAGGCUCCACGACCUCCAAAACAACCAAAUAUUCAAGAUUUCCAGUUUUUCCCUCCACGGUUAUUUGAACUUCUGGAAAAAGAAAUUCUGUAUUAUCGUAAGACAAUAGGAUAUAAGGUCCCCAGGAAUCCUGACCUCCCGAAUGCAGCUCAGGUACAAAAAGAGGAACAAAAGAAGAUAGAUGAGUCAAUGCCUCUGAAUAGUGAAGAAACUGAAGAGAAAGAAAAGCUUCUAACACAGGGUUUUACAAACUGGAAUAAAAGAGACUUUAACCAGUUUAUUAAAGCUAAUGAGAAAUAUGGUCGUGAUGAUAUAGACAAUAUUGCCCGUGAGGUGGAGGGAAAGUCACCCGAGGAGGUCAUUGAGUAUUCAGCUGUUUUCUGGGAACGCUGUAAUGAACUACAGGACAUUGAGAGGAUUAUGGCUCAAAUUGAACGAGGAGAGGCAAGAAUUCAACGGAGGAUCAGUAUCAAGAAAGCCCUUGAUGCCAAAAUUGCAAGGUAUAAAGCACCUUUUCACCAGUUGCGUAUUCAGUAUGGAACAAACAAAGGGAAAAAUUACACAGAAGAGGAAGACAGAUUUUUGAUAUGCAUGUUACACAAGAUGGGCUUUGACAAAGAAAAUGUGUACGAGGAAUUAAGGCAGUGUGUGCGCAAUGCUCCCCAGUUCAGAUUUGACUGGUUUAUCAAAUCUAGAACUGCGAUGGAGUUUCAGAGGCGCUGCAAUACUCUCAUAUCAUUAAUAGAAAAAGAAAAUAUGGAAAUUGAGGAAAAAGAAAGAGCGGAAAAGAAGAAAAGAGGAGCAAAAGUUACAGCAUCACAGAAGAGAAAAGCAGAUUUGGCUACUGAGAACUCUGGAAAAAAAGAUGCCAAGAAAGUGAAGUCUUGAACCUGAAACCUGAAUGUUAAAUGUAAAAGUGCCACUCUCUUCUCUCCAUGUACAAGUAUUAAUUAAUUGCCAACUUCUUUGUAUUUGUGGUACUCUCCCCCAAAUCCCAUGGUUUAAUUUUGCAGAUUUUGUAUACUUUAUGAUGUCUUUCUUUACCUAGAUUGUGUAGCUUUAUAUCUUAUGCAUUCCAGUAUUUUUGUGUACUGUGUUUUGUGAGUUUCAUGUCUUUGGCAAAAUCCACUCAGUCCUUGUUUUUUUGAAGCUUGUGCUGAGGUUUUAGCUUUUAUAUGUUUUAUAUGCUGCUGCUUUGAAAGAAAACCUAGAUUCUAUAGCUGUAUUAUUGUUGUUUCAUAUUUUAAAUUUAUAUGGCUGUUGGAAAAUAAACUGACUGAAUUAUUUGAAGAGAAAUAUACUUCACCUUUGUUUUCCCUACUCUCUCUCCCUUUUUUGCAUCGCUACAUUUAGAGUGAAUGUUAAGGUUUGUAUAAUUGUGCCUUCAUC